UCUGGGAAACAUAAUAAACUAAAUUCAACAAAUAAAUUUUUUGUCAUUUAAUUGAAAAAUUAUAAACAAAAUUAAUUUAAUCUUAAAAUUUAAUUGUAAAAUUAUGAACACAAAAUACCAACCACCAAAGAGUCCAUAUCAUAAGCAUGAAUUCAACAUCUGUACUGAACCGACAUCUUUUGAUCCACUAUUUAUGGAGAAUAUAAAUGAUGUGGCGGAUACAUUGGUUGAGAUUAUGAUUAUAUGUGGCAUACACCGCUGCAAGGCCAAAGCAUCAAAAUCUACAGUAAUCAAAUCAUUCCAAUUUUACGAUAUCAAACGACAUCGCUUUGAUGUUGCCAUCGAAAAUGAGAAAGGAAUUUCUAGGAAUGAUAUGAUUUGUAAUUUUCAAUGUAAAUGCAUGAUGACUUAUAUUGAAGCGUUGCUGGCUUAUGGCAUCGUUAAGAGAGCUGUAAAAGCUUUUUAUCACGGAACUCCUGACUUUAGUAUACGGAGUCCUAUAACAGAAGCUGUCAUUUUAAAGGAACAAGAAUUCAUAUGGCAACAUGCGGCCACAAGAACCGUUCAAUUAUUUGAACCAUACGAGCAUAUAUUUUUCAAUGCACAUCAAAAUUACGCCCAGUUAAUUGUAAAAAUCUACAAAGAAUUACAUAAUCGUAUAAAAAGUCGUGCUGAUCCUGUUCUAAUUGAAGAUUAUCAUCCCAGAGGUUGUGUCAAGAAAGUAGUUAUUGGUACAAAAUCGCCACCCAAAUUGGAUGGGGAAAAACCAAGAUGUGUAGAGAAAUGUGGCAAAAUUGAAGAAAUGAAAAAUUAUAUUAAAAUUUUGCCGGACAAAAAGUUUCCAUUAAAAAAUGUAUCUAAAUCUUGCGAAUUUAUUUUUGGUUAUAAAAAAUUAUCGCCACCACCACUACCACCUUCAGAAGCACAAACAAAUAUAAAGAAAACAGCCAAAAAAUAUGAAGUGAAUUUGCCGCGUUGUUACCAAUGCAAUUGUCCAAAAUUGAUUUGUGAUUGUGAUAUUGAAACAGAUACUGGCAUACUAGCCAUCGAAUGUUCCCAGGGGCCCUACCAAUGUCAAUGGGUAAGAAUUGAUAAGAAUGACAAACCAGAUCCUUGUAUAGAAAAAAGAGAAUUACAUCAGUGUCCAAUCGAUUGUCCAACUUCUGAAAGUUCUAGUGAAGAAGAUGAAAAUCAAUGGUGUGAGUGUUCAGAAGGAAAUGAAUCUGAUGAAAAUCGAGAAACGGUGGAAGAGCAAGAGUUUGAAGAAACUGAUAAUGAAGAAUCUUUCGAAAGAUUAAUGCCUAAAAAUUUGCCAAAACGUAAAUCCACAUAUGAGUGUGAAAAAAGAGAAAUUAGUAAAUUACCAAUUAUGAAAUUUCAAGUCGUAAAUUAGCUAAUUUACUUGUCUGUAAAUAUAACAUUCUUAUUUAUUUUGGACUUGGGCCAUUAAUAGAAUUGAAAAAGUUGUUGUUUGCUCAAAAGAGCGAUUCUAGUAGAACCGCUCCUAAAGAAACCGUUUCUAGUGGAUCCUGUUUUAGAAUUACUAAAGUGAGAACUGGUGUUUAAUUUAUAUGGGAGAAGCUUAUAUAGUUGCCUGUGCAAAAUUUCAGAUUUGUUGUAUUUAUGGGAAGUGUCAUGCCCCUAUUGAUAGUCCGGUUAUUUGUAAAUUGUUAACAUUGCGCAUUCAAGCUUAUGGAAAGAAUUACACUCUAGAAAUCCCCCAAUUUAUUAGAUAAAUGUCAAAAUUGUUCGUGCAAAAUUUGAGCAUUGUAGCUCCAAUUGUGAUCCGGUAACAUAGACAGCUACUUACAUUUGCUUCGAUAGUUCCUAAAUACACGAAUUUUUUAAUAUAAUUUAUAUUGGAAGUACAACUCCCAUUUUUGAUCUAGUCCACCCAUAUAUUGAUAUCAAUGUGGUUGGGAGGAAAUUUGAGUAAUUUUAUAGUUUCACUAAUUUUAUAUGCAAUAAUAUACAUCAUUCACCGCUAAAUUGCCGACUGAAGAAAAACAAAUUGCUAAGAAUGCCAUGAUUUUCAUUUUCGAAACAGAUAAUUGAAAUUUUUAUUUAAGAAGUAGUUACUUUAUCAAAAAACCUAAGCUAUUUUGAAUUUAUAUUGUAAGCUUUUCAGCUCAACGUUUUAAAUUAAUUCAUAAGUUUAAUUCAAAGUAAAUUAUUGAAUUUAGAUAAAUAUAAAAUGCAAAGUCAUUUGGGUCUAAAAUAUUUAGUAUAAAAUCAACAGAUGCCACCGCUGGAAUUUCUAAACAAAUAAACAAAU
Messenger RNA from Lucilia cuprina (Australian sheep blowfly), 2275 nucleotides. RefSeq lists its product as uncharacterized. NCBI's taxonomy places the organism in Eukaryota, Metazoa, Arthropoda, Insecta, Diptera, Calliphoridae. The transcript has 2 exons. The record is from RefSeq and is a predicted model, not a curated record. The coding region runs from base 104 to 1393 and encodes 429 amino acids.